AGAAUAACUUUUGACGUCCAUUACACGACCCUGUCGGGUCACCUUUGUUGGCCGCCAAUGCCAUAGGUUAAUAUCUUUCGUUGGGUGGCAACAAAUUCAACUGCUUUGAAAGCUAUGUUACUUUGGAUAUACUCUUUCUUCUCCUGCCAAUUCAACCUUACCCAGACACUGAAAUUCUUUGACAUAUAAAGAGAGAAAAAGAUUGUAAUUGUAACAUAGUACUUUUGGCAUUAAAAAAAAAAAGUGGGAAUACAGAAUCAAGAAUCAUCAUAUCAUAUGUGUUGAAAAUUGUACUGUAAAAUUCCAUCUUUUGUGUGUUUUUGAAAAAUGGGUAGAAAGCAGUCACUGAGGAACAAAGCAGCUCACUUUGUGUCUGAUCUCACCACUGUCAUCCUCAACCCCAUCUCUGACAAACCUUCCAAACCUCAUCCUCAUCCUCCUACACCUCAUGAAGAUGUGAGUGAGUCGAAAAUAAGUCAACUAGAGUCAAUUAACGAAGAGGGUUCUGGGGAUUUAGUGGAUGGGCCUGAUACUUCAUCAUUUAGCGCUUUUCUCUACUCUCUAUUGUCAUCCUCUGAGACUGAAGAUAAAUCAAAAUCAGAUGAGCAAAAGAAUGACGAAGUGGAAUCGGGUGACCUGCAAUCAGACAAUGUAAUUAAAGAAAGUGGUGGGAAGAAAAGUUUGUUUUCUAGGGGAAAACAAUCACUUGGUAGAGCUAUGUACAAGGCUGCAAGAAUUGGUGGCUAUCGAUCCCAGGAUCGUAAGGGUGACUCUGAGAUGAAAGUUGAUGGGAAUGAUGCUGCUGAAUUAGCUGGAGUUGAGAUGAAGAAUGUGCAAAAUGAGAAAGAGUGUCUGGCUUUGAUCGAAGUCCCAGACAUUUCUGAACCUUCUUUGCUUCUUUCAGAGAAAACCAGAAGUGCUCUUUAUGCAUCACUUCCCACACUUGUUCAGGGGAGGAAAUGGUUAUUGCUCUAUAGUACAUGGAGGCAUGGCAUAUCACUUUCAACCCUGUACAGAAGGAGCAUGCUUUGGCCUGGAUCCAGCUUGCUGGUGGUUGGAGACCGUCGAGGUGCAGUAUUUGGUGGCAUGGUUGAGGCCCCUCUAAGACCAACCGACAAGAGAAGAUAUCAGGGAACAAAUGAUACAUUUGUUUUUACAAAUAAACCGGGUCAUCCUGUUGUAUUCCGCCCCACAGGUGUAAAUCGCUAUUUCACUCUGUGCUCCACCGACUUUCUAGCAAUUGGUGGAGGUGGUCACUUUGCACUGUAUUUGGAUGGUGAUCUUUUGAAUGGAUCAAGUUCUGUUUCGGAAACAUAUGGAAACCCUUGUCUUGCACACACUGAAGACUUUGAAGUGAAGGAAGUUGAGUUGUGGGCCUUUGUAUAUGCUUCAAAGUACGAGGAAAUACUUUCUUUAAGCCGAACAGAGGCACCUGGGAUUUGCAGGUGGUAAGUGCUCUGCAAACUCAUUUGAUGAUUGGCCACCUUCUUAGUGAGGUAGCAGCUUUGUACUGUUGCAUAAUGCUGAUUGCUGAUUAUCUUCCUAGUUGAGAACUGAGAGUGGACGGUCUUUUGUACAUACCAAGAUAUGCUCCAACUCGGUAUAUUUUUGUACAUAUGUAUUCGCCCCGGUAUAUACAAAGAGGGCUUGUGUUUUUUGAACUGCCAGUUUUGGGUAAAAGCUGAAUGCUGAUGGUAUACUGGUUGAUAAUA
Messenger RNA from Quercus robur (English oak), 1712 nucleotides. RefSeq lists its product as uncharacterized. NCBI's taxonomy places the organism in Eukaryota, Viridiplantae, Streptophyta, Magnoliopsida, Fagales, Fagaceae. The record is from RefSeq and is a predicted model, not a curated record. The coding region runs from base 328 to 1452 and encodes 374 amino acids. The transcript has 8 exons.